Messenger RNA from Impatiens glandulifera, 1321 nucleotides. RefSeq lists its product as uncharacterized. The record is from RefSeq and is a predicted model, not a curated record. Gene Ontology annotation, molecular function: protein binding. The transcript has 2 exons. NCBI's taxonomy places the organism in Eukaryota, Viridiplantae, Streptophyta, Magnoliopsida, Ericales, Balsaminaceae. The coding region runs from base 148 to 1125 and encodes 325 amino acids.
UAAUGCAGCGCGAGUGAAUACCACCACUACACCACGAUGGAGGCGUAAAAAAUAGAAAGAAAAGAAUUUGCCGCCGGCCCUUUCAAGAUCUUGGUUGAGUUCCCUGUCUAUAUAAAUUGACUGACUGAAGAACGUCAAGUGCAAGGAAUGGAAAUCCAAGGACAGGAUGAUGAUGAUGAUGAUUAUUAUUGUGGUUCCGAAACCUUUGUGUUGAGAGAGGGGGGAUCCAAGGAAGUGCUCGGCAGAGGCGGAUUUGGCUCGUCUGACCCCAACGACCGCUUCGUCUCUCGUCGCCACGUUUCUCUCCAACUCCAACUCCAACCAGAAGAAGAUGACACAAGUCCCUCGCUGCUUGUGGUCCGAUUCGAAGUCAUUGGAAGAAAUCCCAUCUGGGUAUUUGACCAUUCCACAGAAGAAAUUCAGACUUUCAGGAGAUCCGAGAAAGGUAAACUCGAGGCCGGCGACAAGUUCUGUCUGUCGUCGAAUCGGCCGGUGUGGUUAGGGCUGAAAAGAAUCAAGCUCGAUGAAAAGACGAAGAGCGCGGUGACAAAUGAGAAUGAUCUGUCUAGACAGAGAUUACAUCUGGGAGGAUUUGGACACAAGGGUGUUGAUGAUUUGGAGUUGGAGUCUAUCGAUAUAUCUGAAAUUGAUCCCGUCAAAGAGUUCGGAUUCCUUGUUCUGGGGCAUGAAUUUGAUAAAUUCCCACAGAAAAUGGUAUGCGGAGGCAAUAAUUGGAACUGGUUUCUUGAGGAACCCAAGGGAAAAAGCGAAGAUGAUGAAAGUUCAUCCUAUCAGAAAAGAAAGAAGAAGGGUGUGAGGUCUACUAGGAAGAAGAGGGAUGAUGACGAUGAUGAUGAUGAUGAAUGGAAGGGUGAGAGCGAUGAAGAAGACGACCAGGCGAUCAUGAAAUUGAGAAAGGUGGUGGGGGGAGCUAAAUAUUCAACAAGAUCAAUGGGUGGUGGCAACUCAAGUAAAAACAACAAACACCACGAGGUGCGGACAGUCCAUGUAAAUGAAGACGACGAAGAAGACGAGACCCUGGGAGGUUUUAUAGUUACUGAUGAUGAUGAUGAGGAGGAGGAGGUGGUGGUGGAGGAUGAAGAAGAAGAAGAAGAAUUUCACUAGGAAAUGAUGAUGGAUCGUGUGUUGUAUAAAUAAUAUAUUAAAUCCAGCAGCCUCAUCAGAGUCCUUUGAGAAUAUGUUAGUGUGUAUUGGUAUUAUAAACAACAGGUCUAGGUUUUGAAUUCCAUCCAGUCAGUCAUGUCAUGUGGAGUUGUGCUCUAUUGUUAAUCUGUUUCCUUGGAGGCAAACAGGUUUACUC